Messenger RNA from Myripristis murdjan (pinecone soldierfish), 6192 nucleotides. RefSeq names its product cyclin Y (gene ccny). Gene Ontology annotation, biological process: regulation of cyclin-dependent protein serine/threonine kinase activity. Gene Ontology annotation, molecular function: protein kinase binding. The coding region runs from base 481 to 1551 and encodes 356 amino acids. The record is from RefSeq and is a predicted model, not a curated record. The transcript has 12 exons. NCBI's taxonomy places the organism in Eukaryota, Metazoa, Chordata, Actinopteri, Holocentriformes, Holocentridae.
AGCAGCACGGUAUCGACAACCAUGUAGCGCUGCGAGCAUAUAUCUUCUCCUUUAAAGUAUGAUGUCGUCCGUAUUAUCCGAAUAUGUUUGCAAACAGAACCGGACGCUUGGAUUGGAGUGAUAAAGCGAGGGAGUCGACAGUGAAAGCGACGCCUGUUUUAUGAGAGCGCUGUCUGCUUUUCGCCAGGAGGUUUGGCAGGGGGCGAGUAUCGUUAGGCUACUAUUGUGAUUUAUUAGCCUACCUUAUCUUUUAACCCGUUUUUAAAUGGCUCCGCUCGCAGUGCUGCUCAUACUCUAGACCCGAGAAGGGUGUGUAACUAUAACGGACACCUAGGCUGCUGUAUAGUUUCGACCAGGUCUUGUCUAUCCGCGUUACCGCCCCGUUUUUUUGGUUGUAGUAACGUUAGCAGCAGGGCAGAAGACAGCUGAAUAUACAGUAACGUUAUUGGGUGGGGAAUAUCAAGUGGACUAGCUUAAACCAUGGGGAAUACAACCUCCUGCUGUGUGUCGUCGAGCCCCAAACACCGGAGGAACAACCACUCCAGGCUGGAGCCCUACCGGCCGGAGCCGGAGCUGAGCCGGGAGGACACAGGCUGCAACCUCCAGCACAUCAGCGACAGGGAAAACAUAGAUGAUCUACCCAUGGAGUACAAUCCCUCAGACCAUCCCCGUGCCAGCACCAUCUUCCUCAGCAAGUCACAGACUGACGUUGCUGUGUCCAACAAGAGAGUUCGAGAAAAGCGGAAGAGCCUUUACAUCAACCAUUUCACACACAUUUCGGAGAAUAAGCAUCAUUCAGGACCAGUGAGACGGAAGUACAGCUCAUGUUCCACCAUAUUCCUUGAUGACAGCACUGUCAGUCAGCCCAACCUCAAAUACACCAUCAAAUGUGUAGCCCUUGCAAUAUACUACCACAUAAAGAACAGGGAAGUCGACGGAAGAAUGUUGUUAGAUAUUUUCGACGAGAAGCUCCAUCCGCUGUCGAAGUCUGAGAUUCCUCCUGAUUAUGACAAACACGACCCUGAACAGAAGCAGAUCUACCGUUUCGUCAGAACACUGUUCAGUGCUGCACAGCUCACGGCUGAGUGUGCCAUUGUCACAUUGGUCUAUCUGGAGAGGCUCCUGACGUAUGCUGAGAUUGACAUUUGCCCUGCCAACUGGAAGCGUAUCGUCCUGGGUGCCAUUCUCUUGGCAUCCAAGGUCUGGGAUGACCAGGCAGUCUGGAACGUCGAUUAUUGCCAGAUUCUUAAGGAUAUCACUGUAGAGGACAUGAAUGAGCUGGAGCGUCAGUUUUUGGAGCUGCUGCAGUUCAACAUCAAUGUGCCGUCCAGUGUCUAUGCCAAGUACUACUUUGACCUGCGGUCCCUAGCCGAGGCCAACAACCUCAGCUUCCCCCUGGAGCCCCUCAGCAGGGACAAGGCCCAGAAACUAGAGGCAAUCUCAAGGUUGUGUGAUGACAAAUACAAGGACUUGAGGAAAGCAGCCAAGAAGCGGUCAGUGAGUGCGGAUAAUCUAGCAGUGGUGCGGUGGGCUCCGGCCAUCAUUUCCUAACAUAGGCCACUGGCGGGGCGAACGAAAGAAAUGGAUAGUCCUGUCAGACAUAUUUCUGCCUGGUAAGGGGUCAAACCAUGGGGGCAGCAACCCUGUGGAUCAGUGCGUCUGUCUGCCCUAACGAAACAGGAUUACACACAUACACACACACACAUAAACACACAUACACACACAAACACACACAUAUACACAAACACACACACACACACACACACACAAUCUGGCACUUUUACGAGUGUUAUUGCACCCCCUCUGAUUGCUGUACAUACAAGAAGUCCCACUGGUUGCCUGCACUGAACCAAACUAAGCUGAACAGAACUGGACUGAAUCAAACUGAAGUGGGCAAGUGAAAGUUGAAGGCAGGAGAGAAGACGUCAAACUGAUGGAAAUAACACUGGCAAGAGGAGAGUGUGUGACUAUUUGAAAAAAGAGGAUAUUGCUUAACGUGAAAUACAACCAAUGACAACAACUGCAUUCCAAAAGGCCCUGUAAGGCCUGACCGUCUCAUACAUUUGAUUGAGAAACAUUCUUCUGAUCAGUGGUUGGGUAGGCUUUGUACAUUCCUUUCAUUUUGAUCCUCCAGCUCAGUUAAUACCUUAACUGAAGCCCAGGAUUUUUUUUGUUUGUUUGUUUGUUUUGUUUUUUGUUUUUUGUUUGUUUUUUUGUUGUUGUUUUGUUUUGUUUCAUUUUUUGGAUACAGGUAACAGGUAAGGCAAGUCUUAAGUUUCAGGUGUACUCAAUUUAUUAGCUUUUGUAUUUCUGCAUUUUGUUUAAAUCUAUCUAUUCAUGUGCAUUCCCAUCCAUGUGAGCCUCCCAAACACCUUGGAAAAAGGACAGCAGAUCAGACGGAAAGUUUUGUGAAGGCAUACAGUAUACAUUCCUCACUUACUUCAGUGCACAUCUUAUGUUGGCAUUGAUUAAAUUGACACACAUCAAAAAGACCACAUAUCAUCACCCCCUCAUUGACAAAAUAUCACAUUUAAUAUCCUUAGGUCUUGGCUACAUUUGAAGUAUUAAGACAUCUCCCAAACUGAUAUACAGUGUCUGAGCAGAUGAAGGCACAGUGUCUUGCUCAAAGUCACCGUGACAGGACCUGGGAGUUGAACCUGUGACCUUCCAGCUACAAAGCAGUUUCUGUAAUGAUCAGGCCAGUGAUCCGGCCGCCAGUCAGACACAUUACUUCACUUAAAGCAAUAUUCCUGCAUGGUUUUACUGUUCUGAUCAAAUAUAAUGAAGCAUGAAAAGGGAUUGUUGUAUGUAGGAGGAAAUAAUGGUUCAAUGACUAGAAUCCACUAUGUGCAGUCAGAAGUGAGACAUACUGUAGAGGUUAUGUUGUAUUUUAUCCACUGCCAUCGUCCUGACCUGUGGUGCCUGUAAUAAGCUAGUAACACAAUUAACUUUUUUCCCUUUUUUACCGGAGGAAUAGAACAAAUUAUGAAGUUUUUUUUUUUUCUUUCUUUCUUUCUUUAACAUUUUUAUAGUUCUUCCAGCUUACAAAGAAAUAGCACAAAUGAAAUAAUGAAAUUCAGAAAAUUAAGCCACUAAGCAUGAUUUUUCAGGGUUGUUCUUUUCUUGUUCUGGAGAGGACCUAAAUGAAUGAAAAGCAUUAUGUGAUGAAUCAAAAACUGCUUACAAAAAGAUAGAUUGUAUAGAUUUUUCAAAAUUGUCUCUGUACAGUGUAAAUACAGCACCAGUGUGCAGAGUCUGUAAAAAAAAAACAAUGAGAAUUAUGUUAGAAUAUUUAUAUUGGAUCAGUAUUUACUGUAGGUGAUGGGGAAGGUAAGUAUGUUUGAUUCCUUGUUCGUAUGACAAAUCAAGUAAAGAGAAUGGUGAAGUAUUAAAAUCUGAUUUAGAUGGGAAACACCACUUAAAGAAUUAAUUUUUCAACAUUUUCGUGUUACAUUGUUUUUGCACUGCAAAAAUGCCACGUUUUUAGCAAGUAAGUGUUAAAUAUGUUAUGUUGACAACUCAAGCUUAUUUUAAAAACUGUCUUUUUGAAAAACUAAUUCACCCCGCUGUCUAAUGACAUUGCAGCUUUUAUAUGUUUUUUGCUUGAAAUUAUGACACUUGUUUCAGACAUUUACUGGAUAAAAGUGACACUGUCAAUUUCUUUUUUCUAAAGAAAAAAAAACAAAAAACAUCAGUUCUCUUGUUAUUUUUAAAAAAUUCUCAAACUCAAGUAAUACAUAAACAGGGAUGUAAUGGAGUACAAAUAACCCAACUCAUUGAUUUUCCCCACAUUUUUUGGCAGGUGUAAAUUCAUGGUAUACAUCACAGUAAGUGGUGUUAGACUGAGGUCAUUUUUGUGAGAGUAGAUUCUAUUAAAGAACAAUUCCAGUGUUUGAGUUUUUGACCAUUUUUUAUAUUUGACAUUUCCUAUAAUAAUUUUUUCAUGCAUCAUGAUUAAAGGCCUGUUUUGCAUUGAUUGCAGAAUGAUUGCUCCAGUUGUCUCUACUUUGUUUUGCGUAGGCCUACAUGGAGGAACAGUAGCCAAGGGGAGGGGUGAGGCGUGAGCUGAGGAGACUUGGAAACUGCUCCCACAGCUUGUGUAUGCCAGUUUCUUUUGGCUAACACGGGGCGGUUACUUCUUUAGCAUCAACUAAUAAUGUAUUCCCCUCGAAAAUAAAACAUUUAUUGCUGUAUAAUUUGGCUACAACAGUGAAAAAUGGUGUUGCUAUCUGUUCUGUGAUGCUGUUAUGAAGCCAAAAAUGGCUCUCUGUCAUUGCACCUUAACUUAGAUGGGAAGAGUGGAUGCGAGAGAGCCUUUAUAGCAAACAGCAAAACGCAACAGUUUUGUUAUUGUUACUCCUUGCUCAGUCACAAGACCCCCCUCUCAACAGUGAUCAUGAACUGCUGCCUUAAAUUGAUUUUACAUCAGUUUUGCAUGAGCUUUCAGUUCAGUUCACAUGGCACAGAAAAUAAUAAUGCACAUGUAUAAUUAAAUCCAUAAAGGUAAUCCAUCAAUCAGCUGAGAGUUGUAUUUUGAAAAGAUGCAUCAGAAUGCUUAUAUCAGGCCAUUCACUUUUAAGUUAGGAAAGGUCCAGUAACAUUUCUACUGGGCCUGAGAAGUGCAAUUAGAAGCAAAAAAAAAAUAUUUCAAAGCCACAGUUGACUAAUUUGUGGCCACGAGAUACAACUUGUUCCCUCAAUUUGAUUAACUGCAAUUUUUUUUUCAUUGGUGGCCUUUGCAAAAUAAACUUUGUCUGCAAUAGCCUGUAAAAUUUGACAGAAAAUGAUGCUUGAUUUUACCCAGUUGUGGGUUCAAAUUGAUUGCGCAGAAAAUAGUGUGCAGGAAGUUAGCAAAAACUUCAAUCAUGCUGGAAUUGUUCUUCAGGGGAGAAAGCGUAAAUUAACACCUAAAAUCUUACUGGUUUUCUUUAUAUUAGUGGCUGUUUGCAAUUGGAUGCCACAGCUAAUACACCUUUUCAUUUGCCACUACAUCACUGGAUAUGCAGUUCACUGUAUGCUUCAGUUAGCAUGACAUUAGCUGGAAAUGUCUGAAAAUGACACAAAAUCACUUUAGAAGACGACUGCCAUUUGUCCAAUGUGUUUUCUUCACUAUAUAAAGUUCAGAUAAAAAGUCCAAACUCCCAACAUGUCCACAUGUGCUUUGUCACUACAGUGUAGUUGUGACAUUCACACUCCCUCUUACGUUUAACAUUUCAGUGAUGAUUUGCAUAUAUGUGAUUUAAGUUAUGUCGUUGGAGAAGUUAAUAGAAAAUCAGUCAAAUUAGUGUCAUCACCAACCUUGACCAACAGUGUCAAUAUGUAAGAAGGGACAAAACAGUACCAAAGUAAUCAAGUAAUGAAGGACGAUCUUGUUUCAUGUGUUGCUCUGAUCACCCAGCCCUUUGCACAUGAAAUAUUUGAAAAACUCUCGGGACUUGGGGAUAGAACUGUUUUGUGGUGCUUUGAGUGAAUGGAAAAAAAAAUGCUACAUGUGUCUUUAGGAACGUAAUGUUACGGGAGUUGCUAUUGUGAGUUCAGCCAUCAGAGGUAUUCAAAGAUUGUAUAUCCUAUUUAUUGUAUGUGUGUGUGCAUACAGUCCAGUCUGGUGUUUCUAAACCCAGAAGUAAGCAUGCAUGCCCUGUGGUAAAACCUGUGGCAAACUGAAGUAAAUCCUGAGGUGAAACCUAUGGAAAAUCUCAGAGGGAUUUAAGGUUAGCAAAGACCAUGGGCCUGUGGUAUCUUGUCGGCUGGUUACUGGGUGUGUGUCAUAGCCUUGUGCACUGAACUCUACCUCUGCAUAGAGUUUUUAGUUUUUACUUGUCUCUCCAAUUUCUCUUCCUCUCUCUUCGAUGACAAUAUUUGGAUUUUACAAAUUCAGCUUCAAUCUUGACGGUUUCCUGUGCUAACGUCAGACAACUGCUGUAGCUGUGACCUCUUUUUCUUUUUUUUCAUUAAUUGAUAUUUUCAAAAAUUUGUACUGUAUUCUCGUUAUUGUUAUUGUCGUUGUCAGUGUCUUAUUUCCUUUUCACUAAGUCAGUCAUUUGUUCCUGUUCUCAGUUUGCCAAACUCAGAUCUCUCUCUGCUCUCUCUCUAUGUUUUUAUCUAUGAUUUAAACAACUCCCACUUCUUCUCUUCUGAAGCAAUGUUUAGAAAAACUUGUGCAAGAAUUAAACUUUUAAACCUUGCAAUAAA